Cooperia oncophora is the source of this 642-nucleotide messenger RNA. The record is from the annotation of a GenBank genome assembly. Lineage: Eukaryota; Metazoa; Nematoda; Chromadorea; Rhabditida; Trichostrongylidae.
AUGGAGCUUGCUAGAGCGAAGAUGAAAAAGCAUGCCGAUUCCAGAGAAGUUGCAAGGCAAGAGGAGAAGAAUUGGGUUGAAUUCCGCAAAUUGCAGGUUCUCUACGACUGUCGGCCGAAGUCACGUGCAGCUUCGCGAAGGAAUGAUGACUCAUUUCCGCGACGACGCCGUGGUGUCUCGAUGGGCUUCGGUGAGCGCAAGGCAUAUUUCCUUGCAAUACGACCAAAUCCUAAAUAUGCGACUUGGUUUGGAAAGAGGAAGAAUUGGCAGGUGAAAGAGAAGAGGGACAAGACACUCAAAAAAGAGCCGGCCACGGAAGUGUUCUGCGUGCCAGUGGGUGUGAAUGAGCGUACUCUGGCAGAUACAGUAUUGGAAGCUGAAGACGAGGAUAACGCGGAAAACGCAGCUGAGAAAAAAGGCAACCACGCUCUCAACCCUCUGAAGCAGGGAAUACCGUUCUGGAUAAUUCCGGAGGAGGAAGAGGAGCUCAAUGAGGAGGAUCUGCCUAUAGACCGGGAACUUAUUGAAAAGGUACUCGAUGGCACGUUCAAUAUCGUGUCAAAUUCGCUGGCGAGGAACAAAUUUGAUCCCUACUCAGAAGUAACAUCUUAUAAGAAACUGGAUAAAUUCUUCACCAGGUAG